AUGAUGAGCUUGAAAGUUGAAGAGUUAUCGAAUAAACGGACGGCCGGACACACUGACCGAUUCUAUAGUGUACUCUUUUUUUUUUGAGUACACAAAAAUGAUUGCCUAAUACUUUUGUUUUAGGAAAGACAAUUUUUAAAUAUAACAAAUAUUAUUUUUACAAUUAUAUUUACAAUUGAAAUGAUGAUGAAAAUUCUUGCAAGUGGACUUAUAUGUGAAGAAAAUUCGUAUUUACGUAGUGGAUGGAAUGUUAUAGAUGGUUCUCUUGUUAUCAUAUCAAUUAUUGAUCUUGCUAUGAUGCAUCGUGGAACAGUAACAUCAUCACAUGUCGAAUCAGAAACAGCAACACAUAUAUGUAGUAUGUUAAGAGUGUUUCGUCUAUUCCGAACAUUAAGACCACUAAGAGUUAUCAGUCGAGCACCUGGUCUUAAACUUGUCGUGCAAACGUUACUUUCAUCAUUAAGACCGAUUGGUCAUAUUGUUCUUAUUUGUUGCACUUUUUUCAUUAUAUUUGGUAUUCUUGGUGUUCAGGUAAACUUUCUUGUUAACUAUCCCAAUUAG
Molecule: messenger RNA, 561 nt
Organism: Rotaria socialis
Lineage: Eukaryota; Metazoa; Rotifera; Eurotatoria; Philodinida; Philodinidae
Source: the annotation of a GenBank genome assembly